AUGUUGUCCACUGUUGAGGAUCGCCACCCGAGACUGUCUAUCCCGAACAGUAGGCCAGAUCCGCCGACACCAUCUGUCCUGGGUAGAUCGCACCAGCGAGCCGAGACGUUACCUGCCGACAUGGAGCAUGGACCAUCUCUGAUCAAUCCCUCGCAUCUGAAGUCUCUGUUGGAAUCGCAAACCAGAGACACUGACCUGCUGUUGCUAGACUUGAGGGUGUCUCAGCAAUAUUUGCAUGCGCGAGUAAAGAGUGCUCUCAACCUUUGCACGCCUACCACGUUGUUAAAACGAGCGACCUUUAAUCUUACGAAGCUGCAACAAACGUUUCAGAAUCCCGAAGACAAAGAGCAAUUCACGAAGUGGGCAUCCACGGAAAACCUAGUCGUAUACGAUUCGCACUCUUCAGAAAAGCGCGACGCCGUGUCUUGCGUCAAUAUGGUUAAGAAAUUCGUCGCCGAAGGCUACCAAGGUGGCAUGUUCAUCUUGCGAGGCGGUUUUAAAGCGUUUUCUGAAGCAUACCCUGACUUUGUCGAAACCGGCGCUCCAUCCGGCAUCAACGACGGCUCUGGACCCCUCGGCAACAACAGUGGUGGCAACGCAGGUAUCCUGCCCGUCAUUGGAGGCGUCAUGCUACCGAACGCAUCAAAUAACCCCAAUCCGUUUUUUUCGAAUAUCAGACAAAACAUGGAUCUCGCAGACGGAGUCGGGCAGCUCGAAAUUGCGCGACCCAAAGGCUUGGACUCUCCUUCACUCCCACGCUGGCUCCGAGACGCAUCCACCAUUGACGAUCACGGCAAACAGGUGUCGGACAAAUUCUUGCACAUUGAAAAGGAUGAGCAAUCACGCAUGAAGAAGGCCUAUUCCGUCUUUGACCCGGAGUCCAAAUCAAUGGGUACCAUUCCAGUUCAACUUUCGGGUAUCGAGAAGGGUGUGAAGAAUCGCUACAAGGACAUUUUGCCCUUUGACCAUUCUCGCGUUAAGCUGCAGGGCCGAGAGAGUGGAGCUUGCGAUUAUGUCAACGCCAGUCAUAUCAAGGCGUCGAGAAGCAACAAGCGAUACAUUGCGGCUCAAGGGCCUCUACCUGCCACUUACGAGGACUUCUGGUCCGUGAUUUGGGAUCAAGACAUUCGGGUCAUCGUCAUGUUAACAGCCGAGUCCGAAGGUGGCCAACUUAAGUGCCAUCCAUAUUGGAAAGGCAACGAAUUCGGUCACACCAAGCUCAGGCUCCUGUCUGAGAAGAAAGUCUCCCUUGACAUUGACAAGCAUCGUUCUGGUUCACAUGCACAGACGACAUCUCAACCGUCAGCAGGCAUGGGCCGAAGAAGAGCAAAUACGACGACAUUUACGAAGUCGCUAGAAGGCGCAACGCCGGCCCCGGUUUCCACAUCAUCCAGCGACUCGCCCUACGUCAUCGUUCGCAAGUUCGCCAUGUCACACGCAGCGCAUCCAUUUGCCCCAAUUCGUGAGAUCACGCAUCUUCAUUAUCCGUCGUGGCCUGAUUUUGGUGCACCGGCUCAACCUUCCCACCUCCUUGGUCUGGUGGAACUGGCCAAUGUCAUGCAGCGCGCGGCUCUGCCUGUAGACACGCCAUCGGUGACUGGCCCUCGCGCAUCGCCAGAUCCGCCGAUGGCUUGGUACGACGAGCCGGAAGCUGAUGCACAGGCGCGACCAAUGCUGGUGCACUGCUCGGCCGGGUGCGGUCGCACUGGAACUUUUUGCACCGUGGACAGCGUGAUCGACAUGCUCAAACGGCAGCGGCUGGCGCGGACGACCUUGAAACCGGUCCGCAAGCGCGAUUCGGACGGCGACAUCAAGAUGAGCGGAGAGCGCCAAGUAGAGGAAGUGGUGUCACCGAAGACGGCCCAGGAAAAGGCGUUCAACUUUGCCACGUCCCCUCAGCGGUCGAGUCGCUCAAGCCCAGAGGGCAAGCCAACUUGGGAGGGCCCCUCACUCAACACGGCGUGGGUGGGGGAUGACACGAUCGACCUCAUUGCUGAGACUGUGGAGGACUUCCGUAGCCAGCGACUUAGCAUGGUCCAGAGUCUCCGCCAGUUUGUCCUGUGUUACGAGACCAUAUUAGAGUACAUCUACAGAUUACAUGAGGGGGCAAGCGUGGGUGCGGCAACCGGCGGCAGGAGCAGAGCCCGAAGCGGUAGCCUCCAGCACCACCGGCGCAGCUGA
Molecule: messenger RNA, 2181 nt
Organism: Verticillium alfalfae VaMs.102
Lineage: Eukaryota; Fungi; Ascomycota; Sordariomycetes; Glomerellales; Plectosphaerellaceae
Product: tyrosine-protein phosphatase non-receptor
Exons: 2
Coding region: 1-2181 (726 amino acids)
Biological process (GO): protein dephosphorylation
Molecular function (GO): protein tyrosine phosphatase activity
Source: RefSeq, a predicted model, not a curated record